AUGAAGAACUUACAUGCUCCCACCGUACCCUCUGGGCCUACCAGCGCUCCUGCAACCAACGGAACGAGCGCCCAUCUGAGCUUCGCCGAGCUCCAGCAAAGGAAGGACAAUGUUGAAGCUGAGCUGAAAGCCCUCGGUGGCGUUCUCGAUUCACAUGGCGUGGAUAUGAAUACGCCCCUUCUUACAAGGGAUGGAUAUCCGCGCUCCGACGUUGAUGUUGCCCAGAUUCGGACUACGAGAGCGCGCAUUAUCCGUCUCAAGAAUGACUACAAGGAGAUCAUGGCGAACGUGGAAAAAUUCUUGCACGAGCAUUUCGCGAACGCAACAGAAAGCACAGAGCUGAGCACGCCAACAACAGCGGCCGGUGCAUCUGGAAUUUUACCGGAUAGCGAUACGCAGUCUCUAGACCCUCCAUUUGCCAAGGUCGAAAGCGUUGCUACCAACAGCCCUGCAGAGCUCGCAGGCCUCAAGGUGGGUGAUGAGGUUCGCAACUUUGGCUACGUCAACCGAGCAAACAACGACGGCCUAAAGAAGGUGGCGGAAUGUGUCCAGGGCAACGAAGGGAGUAACAUUUUUAUUCGAGUGUCACGACCCUCCGGUGUUUCCUCAAGGGAAGACCUGCGGUUAACGCUGACACCACGGCGGAACUGGGGCGGUCGAGGCAUGUUGGGCUGCCACAUUACGCCAAUAUGA
Cordyceps fumosorosea ARSEF 2679 is the source of this 693-nucleotide messenger RNA. RefSeq lists its product as hypothetical. The coding region runs from base 1 to 693 and encodes 230 amino acids. The record is from RefSeq and is a predicted model, not a curated record. Gene Ontology annotation, cellular component: nucleus; cytoplasm. Gene Ontology annotation, molecular function: protein binding. NCBI's taxonomy places the organism in Eukaryota, Fungi, Ascomycota, Sordariomycetes, Hypocreales, Cordycipitaceae. Gene Ontology annotation, biological process: proteasome regulatory particle assembly. The transcript is spliced from 4 exons.